AUGUCCAUCAACUGGGACAAGAUCAAGGCAGCCAAGAGAUUGGAGCUCGAGUCAAGCGAACUGAGUGGCUUCAAAACUUUGAGACUUCGUUUUGAAGUACCAUUAUCACACAGUGACCCGGCAGGCAGCGUGGCCAUCACGAUUCACGCAGACCUGGUAUACGGCGCAGGUCCGGAUGCCAAUGAUACCAACAGCAUCGGUCAUUCCACAGCCGAGACCAUUCUGGAGUCCAUACUGUGCCCAAGCAGAGCCAGUCUCUGUCUAUACCUUUGCGGUGGGCCAGGCGACGAGAACCCGGCGUCCAAGAACCCGGAUCUGACCAGGGAGCUGCUCGGCCGGUUUGGCCCAGUCCUAUACGUCGACUACAGGGGGACGGGCAAGAGCAGUGCCAUCACGAAGGACACUCUGGCGACCAAGACGGCCGAGGAGGCGGCCUGGUACUUGAGCCAAUUCCGACAGGACUCGAUUGCUGCGGACCUCGAGGGCAUCCGGAAGUCUCUCGGCGGCCGUGUUAGGUUUGUGCUCGUCGGGCAGUCGUUUGGCGGCUGGAUCGCCAUGACCUACCUGUCGUACUUGCCGGAGAGUCUGGCAGAGGUGUGGCUGUUUGGCGGGAUGCCGCCGAUGGGCAACACGCCCGAGCAAGUCUAUCGGGCGCUGUACCGGCGCCUGGUCCGCGUUAACCAAGAGUACUACAGCCGUUACCCCGAGGACAAGGCGCGGGUGAUGCGCAUCGUCGAGCGCCUCUCGAGCACCGACAACGGCCGCGGUCUUUUGAUCUCGGAAGAGACCGGGGAGCGGCUCAGUUGCCGCGGGUUCCUGACCAUGGGGCGGCACUUGGGGGGAGAGGAGGGGUUCAAGACGGUGCACUCGCUGGUCGAGCUGUUCAGUAAGGAUGCCGAUACGGGAGGGUUUAGCAGCGGAACAAUCCAGAGCUUCCGGGGGAGAAACGGGACGGGAUUUAAGCUGCCCCAGCGGCCACUGUACGGCGCGGUGCAUGAGGCAAUCUACUGCUUCGGCCCGGGAGUGGCAUCCAACUGGGCGGCCCAGAGGGUCGGGCGCGACCAGGCGGGCGGGAACUUUGCGUGGCUUGGAAGAAACUUUCGGUUCGAGUUCCCGUUCCCUGAUCAGGUCGAGCCCUUCUCUUUCUCGGCCGAGAUGAUUUUCGACUUUAUGCUGCACGAUGCCGGGUCCGAGCUGGGCCCCUUCAUCAAAGCUGCGGAGAUCCUUGCCCGGAAGGAGGACUGGCCUGCGCUGUACAAUUUAGACGCUCUCGGAAGAAACACGGUUCCCGUGCGAGCUCUGAUGUAUCCAGCCGAUUUAUACGUGGACUUUGAGCUGUCCAAGAUUGCGGCUGCGGGGGUGAGAAACUGCAGAGCCAUUCCCGCGCCGGAGCGCUGGCUGCAUGCCUCGGUCAAGACAAAUCCCAAGGAAGUAUUCGAGUUCUUAGCAACCAUGGCUUGA
Molecule: messenger RNA, 1461 nt
Organism: Thermothelomyces thermophilus ATCC 42464
Lineage: Eukaryota; Fungi; Ascomycota; Sordariomycetes; Sordariales; Chaetomiaceae
Exons: 1
Coding region: 1-1461 (486 amino acids)
Biological process (GO): proteolysis
Molecular function (GO): peptidase activity
Source: RefSeq, a predicted model, not a curated record